GCCAAAUAAUAAUAUUAAAUUAGUCAAUAAGUACUGUUACAAUGAUAUUUACUAUUAUUAUUAGAUAGUAACUUUGGACUGUAGUGUUUCUGUAGCGCUGUUCAAACAUUUUUAAAUAAUUAUUUUCAAUGUUAACUUAUUUAUUAUCUGAGUAUUAAUUAAGUUUAAUUCAUUAAGGCGAUGCCUGACUGAUUAUAAUGUUGCAUAAAAUCUCAUCUAAAAUGAUAUUCCUACCACCACUAUCAUAUUAACUAUUAGUUAUUACUCAAAAGUUAAAAUCAUCUUUUAAUUUUACAGAUACUGUAAUGGGUACUUAAUGAUUGAAAUUAUACUUGAUAUUUUUUUACAGUAAGUCAGCAAAAUAGUUAAUUGUUGAUUAUUAUUCUUUUGUGAGUAUGGAUUCGUAUAACAUUGUUGGUGUACUUGGACGCGGAGCUUUCGGAGUUGUUGAGUUGGUUAGAGAUUUUAAUUUAAAAAAAUUAGCUGUGAUGAAAACCAUACAUAUAGAAUCUAUGUCAACAGAAAAUGUUAAGGAAGCUAUCAAAGAAAUUCAAAUUCUCCAAAUGUUAAAUCAUCCAAACAUCAUCAGAUAUUAUAAUAGUUUCCAAAAUAAACAAAGUUUUCAUAUUAUUAUGGAAUAUGCAAUACAUGGAACACUAGAAAACUUUGUUAAUAAAUAUUCUCAAAAUUCAAAUUACAUUGCCCAAAAUUGCGUAUUAAAUAUAUUUAGUCAACUAACAAUGGCUGUGGAUUACAUCCACAAAAUGAAGAUUAUGCAUAGUGAUAUUAAUCCAAUGAAUAUAUUAUUAACUGGUAAUCAAGGUACAAUAGUAAAACUUGGUGAUUUUGGUUCUUCUCGCAUAUUAACCAGUGACAAAAUUAAUGGUGAAAAUUGGUGUACACCAUGUUAUAUGUCUCCUGAACAAUGUUGUGGGAAACCUCUAAGAUUAAAAAGUGAUAUAUGGCAAAUUGGUUGUGUGUUAUACUAUUUGAUAACUUCAAAACAUCCUUUUUAUGCUGAGAGUUUAGCAGAUACUAUAUCAAGCAUUGUAGAAGGAGUUUUAAGUCUUACAGAAAAAAUUGCUUUUUAUGACAGCGAUGUGAUAAGGCUUUUACAUGAGUUAUUAAAUCGUGAUCCAACAGUUCGACCUAAUGCAUCUGCUAUACUUUCAAAUCCAUAUAUUCUUCCCUAUGUAUUAAACAGCAAUUGUCAUUGGUUUAAAUCUGGUAGGAAAGUUUCAAACAAAAAUUAUUAAAUGUAUUCACCGACACAAUUUUUUGUUAUUUAAAUAUAUAAAUAACUAAUAAGUAAGAAGUAAAUUUUAUUAUUAUUAUUAUUCUGUUAAAACAAAACACAUUGAUUUUUUUCUUUUUUUACGACGUGGUUGAAAA
Molecule: messenger RNA, 1392 nt
Organism: Rhopalosiphum maidis (corn leaf aphid)
Lineage: Eukaryota; Metazoa; Arthropoda; Insecta; Hemiptera; Aphididae
Product: serine/threonine-protein kinase Nek8-like
Exons: 6
Coding region: 396-1256 (286 amino acids)
Biological process (GO): protein phosphorylation
Molecular function (GO): ATP binding; protein kinase activity
Source: RefSeq, a predicted model, not a curated record